AUGGAAGAACCUCCCGCAGAAUCCUUGGGUCCCGAGAGCACAGCCAAGGCCCCAGAUGACAGCCGCACGGAUGGCCAGCAAGACACCUGGCGGGACCAGGAUGAUGAAGAAGAGGUAGAUGAGCAGACUGACCCCAGAACGGCUGAGCAGGCUGCGCAGGGAAUGUCUGGACAGACUGACCGCAGGGAGUCCGAACCUCCUGGGCGCCAGGCAUCUGAUCAGGGUGACCAAAGAGCGCACGGACAGACGGAUGGCAGCACGUCCAGCCAGACCGGCCCUGGGGGUGCUCAAGAGACUAACAGCCAGAUGCUUCUUCCGCUGGAACAAAGAACUGAUGGACAGAUGGAACACAGACGGCCCAGCCAGGCCGAGGGACGAGCUUCCGGGCAGACCGACAGCAGGAGGUCCAGCCAGACUGAACGAGGAGCCUACGAGCAGAUUAACCACAGACCGUCUACCCAGCCCAGCCAGAGAACGUCUGAGCAGGUCGUCGGCAGAAGCUCUGCUGCGCCUGAGCAAGGAGCCCCCGAACAGGUUGGCCCCAGAACGUCCAGCCAGGAUGACCGAAGAACUUCUGAACAGAUUGGCAGCAGAUUGUCUGGACUGGUUGAGCGAAGAACUUCUGAAAAGACUGGUCAUAGACCAUCUAUCCAAGGUGACCCCAGAACGCUUAUAAAGACCUACCCAGACGUGGAUGAGGAAGCCCCUGAGCUAGUUGAAGAGCAAGCAGCUGAGCAAGCCCAUAGCAGUGCUCAGCACCUUGCAGCUGACAAGGAUGACGGCAAUGACCAGGCUGACCCCUCAAUGGAUGGAGAGAAUUACAAAGAAGACUUCCUGGCUGACUACGGAGCGCCCGGCCCAUAUGAUGACAAAAUAUUUAGCCAACUGGGUUACAGUAAGGAAUACAAAGAGCCUGAACCCAGAGUAGAACCCUGCAAAUUUGAGACCGAAGAAAUAGACCGAGACAAUUCCUGGACUUCAGCUGAAUCUGACACUGAAAGUGUAACCGGUCUGAAAGGAUUGGACGCCUGUGAUGCCACAUUCACCAGUAAUUUGCAAGCAAAAGACCAAUUCUACUCCCAAAGAUUCCCCUGUAUCUCAUCCAAGUUGGACUAUAUAAUCAGUCGAGAAAAAACUGAAGCCGCAGAAACCAAGCCUGAUGAGAUUUCAGAAUACCAAGGAGGAAGGAAAUCUUUUGGAUACAAUCAAACUUACAGGAGGCAGUUCCCUCCUAUUGUAUAUGAAGAUCCCUAUCAAGUUUCACUACGAUACAUGGAGAAGCACCACAUUCUGCAGAUAUUCCAGCAGAUCACUGAAAACUUAGUCUUUGAAAAGCCAGAAGACCCCCUCAGUUUUAUGCUGGGCCAGAACUCGCUGUGGCAGGUCGUCUUUGGAAAAGUGGGUUAUGGGGCCUAA
Messenger RNA from Nyctereutes procyonoides (raccoon dog), 1416 nucleotides. RefSeq names its product testis expressed 55 (gene TEX55). Lineage: Eukaryota; Metazoa; Chordata; Mammalia; Carnivora; Canidae. The transcript is spliced from 4 exons. Gene Ontology annotation, cellular component: nucleus. The coding region runs from base 1 to 1416 and encodes 471 amino acids. The record is from RefSeq and is a predicted model, not a curated record.